GAAAAGCAGCGCGAGCAGCUGAACUGUUUAAACCCCAGGCUGUGUGCAGAAACGACGCUGAAACUUUAAACGGAACUCCCAUUUUUAUGUUUCUUUUUAGCAAAUGUUUAAUGUGAUGUACUGGUGCUCUUUUUACACUAUCUCGUCUUCUUGUUUUUCAAGUGUUUCAUUCGGACAGGAAUGUGACUUUUAACGGGUUUAAACUUGGCUCUUGUUGAGGUUUUUUGUCGCGUUAAGAACCGGACUGACCUGGUAUCACCUGCCCGGUCCGGUGAAUGUGUUUGGACCCAAAGUGAACCCAAAGUCGGGUUAAAAUGUCGGGGAUGACAGGACUAAUCGCCCUCAGUCUCUGUUUUUACCUCCAAACAUGCCGAGCUCUCCCCAGCCAGCUGCCCGACCUCAGUUUCGAGUCACCUGGUCAGUUCCCCCUCACCGACCCUCUGUUGGACUAUGACCUGUUGGAUGAGGAGCUCGGAGGCGGUGGUGGUCGGGGCGUGACAGAAGGGGCGGAGGGCUGCGGGCUGUGUGACCCGGAGCUGUGCCCGGAGACCCGGGGCUGCCGGGCCGGGCUGGUGCUGGACUCCUGUGGUUGUUGUAAGGAGUGCGGCAACCUGGAGGGACAAGCUUGCGACCCAGGGGACCGCAGCGUCUACUACGGGCUGUGUGGGACCGGACUUCGGUGUCAGGCGGACCCGCAGCCAGAAAGAGGAGAGGAGGGGGAUGAAGAGGAGGUUUGUGUGUGUGAGGAGCAGGAGGUGGUGUGUGGCACUGAUGGAGUCUCAUAUAUUAACAUUUGCCAGUUCAGAGAGGCUGCUUUCUCCAAACCAGGACUCAAGACCAAAGGAAAGGGGCCGUGCAAAACCGUUCCCAUCAUCAAGGUCCCCCCUCACAGUCAGGUGAACGGGACAGGCAGCAGUCUGGUUUUCCUCUGUGAGGUCUUUGCUUUCCCGAUGGCGUUGGUGGAGUGGAGAAAAGAAGGCAAUGACGUGAUCCUGCCCGGAGACGACCCCCACAUCUCUGUUCAGUCCCGGGGCGGUCCUCUGAAAUUUGAACUCUCCAGUUGGCUGCAGAUUGAGGGGGCGGGGCCUGAGGACUCUGGAACCUAUCGCUGCAUCGCUCGCAACAGUCUGGGAUCUGUGUCGGCGUCUGCUGUGCUGGGUGUCCUGGGAGCAGAGGAGCUGUCUUCCUACCUGGCCAACAGUGUGUCAGAAAUGAAGCAGCUGAUGGACGCAACAGAUUACGACCAGGACUUUUACUGAUCCACAUAUGAUGUCACUUCCUGUGAUCAGACGCCAUUUGUUUUUUCAUCCUCAGUGAGAGAUAAAACAGUUGUCGAGUUUGUUGAAUUUGGCUGAUGCAUCAUUGAAUAACACUUGGGCGGUGCUCCAAACAGACUGUUUUCUAGUUUUUGGUGACAUCAGGACAGGUCACACGAUCAGGUGCACACUUUUUAUUAGGCAGUUUGUUUUUAUUGAUGUAUGUAAGAAUUUGACAGAAUUGCUCAUACUCCCUUCACUGUAUCCUCACGUUACUCUGACAUCAAACCAAUCUGUGACACAGAGUUUCAGCAUGUUGAACAUGUAGACACCCCAGGUUUGAGACCAAGACUUAAGUCAGUACUGUCUGUGUGAAAUAAGCUUUAUAUUAAAAACAAG
This is a messenger RNA of Cheilinus undulatus (humphead wrasse), 1655 nucleotides long. Its product is annotated as kazal-type serine protease inhibitor domain-containing protein 1-like. Bases 315 to 1259 code for a protein of 314 amino acids. NCBI's taxonomy places the organism in Eukaryota, Metazoa, Chordata, Actinopteri, Labriformes, Labridae. Gene Ontology annotation, molecular function: insulin-like growth factor binding. Gene Ontology annotation, biological process: regulation of cell growth; regulation of signal transduction. The transcript has 4 exons. Gene Ontology annotation, cellular component: extracellular region. The record is from RefSeq and is a predicted model, not a curated record.